Messenger RNA from Heterocephalus glaber (naked mole-rat), 4394 nucleotides. RefSeq names its product hyaluronan synthase 2 (gene Has2). Gene Ontology annotation, biological process: extracellular matrix assembly; polysaccharide biosynthetic process; hyaluronan biosynthetic process. Lineage: Eukaryota; Metazoa; Chordata; Mammalia; Rodentia; Bathyergidae. The record is from RefSeq and is a predicted model, not a curated record. Gene Ontology annotation, molecular function: hyaluronan synthase activity. Gene Ontology annotation, cellular component: plasma membrane.
CGGAGCGAGCGGCCGGCGUCCGGAGGCUUCAGCCGGCCGGGCCUCGCAGCCCCCUGAGCCCGGGACUGGACCGGCCCAGCCGAAGACUUUCCCCGCUCUGCCCUCGGCUCGCCCCUCCCUCCCUCCCUCUCCCUCUCGCUCUCUCUCUGCCGUUAUCACGGACAGGACUGGAGCAAAAAAGUUAAUUUAUUUUUAAAGCACAGAUAAAUUUUUAAAAGCACCAGAAGACCGAAGUGGAACGGAAAUAAGAAAGAGAACAUUAGUCAAAUCUCUUGCUGGGUGGAGAACCAAACACUGAGACUCGCCCCUACUUUUUAAAUGUUGUUUGUAAAUUUCCUCUGCUUUCUGGCCGACCGUCUCAAGUCCAUCUGAGCUCCAUCACCUCGGCCCUGGACACUGCUCCCGCCCCGCCGGGCCGCGCAGGCAGCUGAGGACGGCUGCAUGCACAGCUGAGCAAGAUGCAUUGUGAGAGGUUUCUAUGUAUCCUGAGAAUAAUUGGAACCACGCUUUUUGGAGUCUCUCUUCUCCUUGGAAUCACAGCUGCUUAUAUCGUUGGCUACCAGUUUAUCCAAACGGACAAUUACUAUUUCUCUUUUGGAUUAUAUGGUGCCUUUUUAGCAUCACAUCUCAUCAUCCAAAGCCUAUUUGCCUUUUUGGAACACAGGAAAAUGAAAAAAUCUCUAGAAACCCCCAUUAAGUUGAACAAAACUGUUGCUCUUUGCAUCGCUGCAUAUCAAGAAGACCCAGACUACUUACGAAAAUGUUUGCAAUCUGUGAAAAGGCUCACCUACCCCGGGAUUAAGGUUGUCAUGGUCAUAGAUGGGAACUCGGAUGAUGACCUGUACAUGAUGGACAUCUUCAGCGAAGUCAUGGGCAGGGACAAGUCAGCCACUUACAUCUGGAAAAACAACUUCCACGAAAAGGGUCCUGGUGAGACGGAUGAGUCACAUAAAGAGAGCUCACAGCACGUGACACAGUUGGUCUUGUCCAGUAAAAGUGUGUGCAUCAUGCAAAAGUGGGGUGGAAAACGAGAAGUCAUGUACACAGCCUUCCGAGCCCUGGGACGAAGUGUGGAUUAUGUGCAGGUUUGUGACUCCGAUACCAUGCUGGACCCUGCCUCAUCUGUGGAGAUGGUGAAAGUUUUAGAAGAAGACCCCAUGGUUGGAGGAGUUGGGGGGGAUGUCCAGAUUUUAAACAAGUAUGAUUCCUGGAUCUCUUUCCUCAGCAGUGUGAGAUACUGGAUGGCUUUUAAUAUAGAAAGGGCCUGUCAGUCGUAUUUUGGGUGUGUCCAGUGCAUCAGUGGACCUCUGGGAAUGUACAGAAACUCCCUGCUGCAUGAGUUUGUGGAAGACUGGUACAGUCAAGAAUUCAUGGGCAACCAGUGUAGUUUUGGAGAUGACAGGCACCUAACAAAUCGGGUGCUGAGUCUGGGCUAUGCCACAAAAUACACAGCUCGGUCCAAGUGCCUUACUGAAACACCAAUCGAAUAUCUCAGAUGGUUGAACCAGCAGACCCGUUGGAGCAAGUCCUACUUCCGAGAGUGGCUGUACAAUGCAAUGUGGUUCCACAAGCAUCACUUGUGGAUGACCUAUGAAGCAGUCAUCACUGGAUUUUUCCCUUUCUUUCUCAUUGCCACAGUAAUCCAGCUCUUCUACAGGGGGAAAAUUUGGAACAUCCUUCUCUUCUUGCUAACUGUCCAGCUGGUAGGGCUCAUAAAAUCAUCUUUUGCCAGCUGCCUCAGAGGAAACAUCAUCAUGGUCUUUAUGUCUCUCUACUCAGUGUUGUAUAUGUCAAGUUUACUUCCUGCCAAAAUGUUUGCAAUUGCAACAAUAAACAAAGCUGGGUGGGGCACAUCCGGAAGGAAAACCAUUGUUGUCAACUUCAUAGGACUCAUCCCAGUGUCAGUUUGGUUUACAAUUCUCCUGGGUGGUGUGAUUUUCACCAUUUAUAAGGAAUCUAAAAAGCCAUUUUCUGAAUCCAAACAGACAGUUUUAAUUGUUGGAACAUUGCUCUAUGCAUGCUAUUGGGUCAUGCUGUUGACACUGUACGUGGUUCUCAUCAAUAAGUGUGGCAGGCGGAAGAAAGGACAGCAGUAUGACAUGGUGCUGGACGUAUGAGCGUAUCUGGUUUGGCAUCUGCAGUCACACUCCCCUGACUCCCUCUUGGGGCUGUACAGUUUGUGGCCUCUGUGCCACCAAGGAGAUACAUCACUGCUGCUGCAACUUGAACAAAGACACUUCUAUGGGUUUCUUUUGAUUCUGCCAAAGUAAAAUGAUACAUCAAUAAGCAGACCCUGCGGUGUAACCUGUUAUGUCUAUGAAAAUGGAAUGAAUUCCUUGUUUAUGCACUUUGUCCUUACUGUGCGUCCGCCUGACAGUGUUGCCCUAUAUACCUCACUAGCCGUGCUUUUUGUGGGUUACCAUGGAAGAAAAUGUUGGAAACUCAAGGAAAAGUUCUUUCAACCUGUACAACCUAACUUACAGACUGUUUGAUAGCUAAUGUUUUGGAAGGAUUUUCUCUUUUAAUUAUACCAAAUGAAAUGCCAAAGGAAAUCUUAAAGGCCGUUGGCUGUGCUGUAUCUUGAUGUAAUUGUACUGUGUUUUACAAUUUUGUAUGCCAAUUUUUAAAACAAAUUUUGCAUAUUCUAUAUUUUACUUCUCUGCCAAAAUACACCUGUUCUUUCUUUUUUUUAAUAAAAUAGGUUCUGAAAAAAUUCAUACUUAAAAAAUACCUGCCCAAAAUGUGAAGCUUGGUUGACUGAUUUUUAUGAUAGAAUAAAAUGUUUUUCUGUCUUUCUACCUUUUAAAACUGAAUAGUUUGUGAAAAUGUUUUAAAACUUUCACUAUUUUAACUUUAUUUUCAUUUCUUUUGGAGAAGGUCAAUAUACCUGUCACACUUUGGGAGUAAACGUAUUUACUGAUAUACAAAAAUAAAUCAUUGGAAAUUAAGGCCAAAGGGGUAGAAACGUGCAAUUUUUUUCAUGCAAUUUUUUAAAAGGGAGGCUAGUCAUUGAAAGGAAACACUAGCCCAGCACUGGACAAAACCUGAGCAUCAGGGGUGAAUAAUCUGUAGAAAUUCCUUCAGGUUUCCCAGGCCAAGUCAAAUGGGAAGCAGAAAAUUCAUGUAUAUAAUUUGGACAAAUACAACACAGUGCUACGUAUGCAUGUGUUUUACCUGUCUAUAUUUUUCUGCUUGCCAAUUCCAUAUUACAUGUUAGUAUGAUGUUUACAUGGGUGAAUUGGAUAAAUUCUAAUAAUUACAAAGUGCAGAUUCAAAAUCGACAGAUUGAAGUUGUUUUACCUUCCAUGGGGGUUUCUUCUAAACUGUGCCAAUAAUGGCUUCAUUUCUUCUGUUCUUGGCAUCCGUAAAGAUGUCUAUGUAGUAGAAAUGAUAGCAAGGUUUAAUGCAUAUAUCAAGAAUUGGCUUACCUAUAUAAAAAUAAUAAACCAGGCACUCUAAACUUGACCAGGUACCAGGGAGCCUCAGUGAUGCAGUUUGGCCCGUUGCAUGGUCGAUCUUGCCGUGUAGCUGGUGCUGUGUAGACCUGUGUUGAACACAAUCAGAAAACACAAAGGAUACUGUGGUGAAGCAGACACAUGAAGGUACGCUUUCUGCCUUAAUGCUUCCUCUCCUGCAGACAACUACGUUACAUUCUAAGAAAAAGCUGCACAUUCUACCUUCUGGGAACAAAGAGUUACAUUCACAUUCUCAAACUCUCACUCAUCCGAGAGCUUGUGAGACAAACACAUCAUGCCGAUAAAUGAUACUAAAACUUGAGUUUGCCUUUUUUAAACUAUUUAUGUUCUAAGUUAAGCUUUUAUAACAUUCGAAUGUCAGAUCUCUCACUUAUAAAAAUUGAAUUAAUUGCCUGUAUUUAUUUUAGCAAUUAUUCAAUGUAUUUUCAGUAUAGGAUGUAUAGUAUAAUUGAUUGUUUUGUAAAUAAAAUAUUUUUGAUAAGAUUAUCGCUGUCUUUUUUAGGGAAGGGGGAAUUCUCUUUCUGAUUGUAAUGGUAUGGAUUUAAGAAUGGGUAUAUAGAAAAAAGAUCAUGGUUGGUCAAAGAUAAUAUGUCAUUUCAUGAUACUUAGGUAGUUAUCCCGCAAAUUGGUAUGGUUUUAAAAUCUGUAAAACUUAAGAGACACACACACACAAACACACAGUUACCUUUGUCUCUGAAUUUCUUUUAUGUCCUUUGAAAGCAGCUCAAAUUCAUACAAAAGUGUUUUUUUAUAGUAACUUAUAGCAGGAAAAAGAACUCACUGAUGUGAAGAAAACUAUGAGCAAAUUUGUUCAUUUUAGUAUUAUGAAAAAUAAUAGCAAAAUCUUAAUAUAAAAUUAAAUAUGAGGGCAAUGAUUAAAUGAAUUGUGGCUUAUUCAGACAAUGAAGCAUGGUUAGC